This is a messenger RNA of Rhizopus microsporus ATCC 52813, 436 nucleotides long. RefSeq lists its product as uncharacterized. The transcript is spliced from 2 exons. NCBI's taxonomy places the organism in Eukaryota, Fungi, Mucoromycota, Mucoromycetes, Mucorales, Rhizopodaceae. Bases 167 to 436 code for a protein of 89 amino acids. The record is from RefSeq and is a predicted model, not a curated record.
CUCAUGAUUAUUCUUUUUUAUUAUCCCAUUCUCUUCAAUGAAGAGCUAGUCAUGAGUGCAUCAGUGACGGAGUGGUAAUUUCUAAAUAGAACAAAGAAAGUAGCAUUAUUUUCUUGGUCUACUUUUUCCUUUUUUUACUUUUGUUUACAAACUUUAUUGUUAAAUUAUGGACAAGAAUAUAUCAAAGAAAGAAAAGAAGAAAUCGAGGCAUAAAAAGAGCAAGAAAGCAUUGGAGCCAUCCGAUCAACAACAGCUUUUAGCAAAACAACAAGCAAAUAUAUUAAAGAAAUACACUGCAAGACAAAAUGCAUCUCCUGAAUUAGUUGCAAAUGGUGGAGAGAACAACAAUAAAGCAUUAAAGCUACGGCUCGAUCUUAACUUGGAUGCUGAUAUCCAACUAAAAGCUAGAAUUAGAGGCUCUCGCUUCAUAUUUUGA